Molecule: messenger RNA, 4095 nt
Organism: Dromiciops gliroides (monito del monte)
Lineage: Eukaryota; Metazoa; Chordata; Mammalia; Microbiotheria; Microbiotheriidae
Gene: AASDHPPT
Product: aminoadipate-semialdehyde dehydrogenase-phosphopantetheinyl transferase
Exons: 6
Coding region: 40-993 (317 amino acids)
Cellular component (GO): cytosol
Molecular function (GO): holo-[acyl-carrier-protein] synthase activity; magnesium ion binding
Source: RefSeq, a predicted model, not a curated record
UUCAGAGUCGAGUCACGGUGGCGCUGUGCGUGUGCGCGCAUGCGUGUCCCGCCGCGAAUGGUUUCCUGCACGCGAACUUUAUGGUGCCUUCUCCCAAUGGAAGGUGUGCGUUGGGCUUUUCCGUGCGCCGCCUGGCGCCCCUGCCGGGCCGAGUGGCUCCUGGCGGCUCGUUUAGUGCAGCCCGAAGAGAAGGACCGAAUUGGCCAGUUCGUCUUUGCCCGGGACGCCAAAGCAGCCAUGGUAGGUCGACUGAUGAUGAGGAAAUUAAUUGCAGAAAAAUUGAACAUCCCUUGGAAUAAUAUACUCUUGCAGAGAACUUCAAAAGGGAAACCAGUUCUUGUGAAUGAUUCCUUCAGUACUCAAACAAAUUUCAACUUUAAUAUCUCACAUCAAGGAGACUAUGCAGUUCUUGCUGCUGAACCUAAGGUACAAGUUGGAAUUGAUAUCAUGAAGACAACUUUGCCAGGCCGAAGCUCAAUUCCAGAAUUUUUUCGCAUUAUGAAUAGACAGUUUACAGAGAGAGAAUGGAAGACAAUCAAAGCUUUUGAAAAUGAGUGGUCCCAGCUGGAUACAUUUUAUAGACAUUGGGCACUAAAAGAAAGCUUCUUAAAAGCCAUUGGGGUUGGAAUAGGAUUUAAACUACAGCGAAUUGAGUUUAAUAUAUCCCCACUGCAUCUGGAAGUAGGCAAAGUAUAUAGAGAAACAAAUAUGCUACUUGAUGGAGAAGAGGAAGAAGAAUGGGCAUUUGAGGAAAGCAGAUUGGAUGAGUACCAUCAUAUUGCAGUUGCUCUUAAGAAACCACUUGGAUUAAAACCGCAUAAUCCUCAAGUUCUUUCUCAAGGCCAUGCUGAGCUUACUAUGUCACAUUUCACUUUUUUGACAUUUGAAGAUUUGGUAGCAUCUGCUGUUCCUUUGACACCAGAAGAUCCUUCUUACUGGGACAACUUUUGCUCCAAACAAGAGGAGCCACUUCGAAAUAGUAGAAGUUUGUGAUAAUGCUCAAGAAAUAGAAGUGAAAAACGAAGACUUAAAAAAAUCCCAGGGUCACCCAGAAAAUAGCUAAUUAAAAGAAUCAAAUGAUAUUUCACAAAGUUGAACCAAAUUCUGGGAGGUAAAAAGGAACCCAUGAAUGUAAUUUGGGACCUAGAGACAGACUUAUGGUUUUACUAAUACCACGAUGGGACAACAAUAUAAAUUCACUGUAUGUAUUGUUGCAACUAAAUGACCUUGUCUAAAUUGUUUAAAAUAAGGUAUUUUGGUUAAUAAGCAAGUAAGUAUUAGUUAAGUACCUACCUACUAUGUGCCAAACAGGGCUAUUUGCUAGAGAUGCAUAGAAGAAAAUGCAAUAGUUCCUUUUUUUACUGGAACAAAUAAAAAAUUUUACUAUUUUUUAAAUAAUGUUAUUAUUUGCCAUUAAGCAUCUUCUUAUGAGUUACCAUGCAAAGCAUGUAGAAUAGUAAAAUAAUUUUGAUAAUCAAACAGGUGAUGACAGUCUUUACAUAUAUUCCAAAGAAAAACAUUAAAAAUCAGACUAUCGUGGCAUAUCUGCUUCUUUGGUCAUGGCAUUUUUCGUAUUUGUAGUACCAACCUUAUACUAUUGUUAUGAGGUUUAAAUGAAAUAAUGUAUGUAAAGUGUUUUGAAAACUUGAAAGUAUUAUUUUUUAAGCCAACUAUUAUUAAUUUGUUAGUCACCUCUCCUUUUUCACAUUUUUAUUAUUUUAAUUUGUAUUUUUCUGAUUCUUAGUGAUUUUGACAUUUUUUCAGAGGACUACUGAUAGUUUGCAUUUUCUGUUUUAUGCACUGUUCAUAUCCUUUAAUCAAUAAGAUAAUUAUAGAGGCUCAAUCUUAAUCUUCUCAAAAGAAUGGCUCUUAGUUAUUAGAGGUCUUUAAUGAAAACUCCCUUCCCCCCAACUAUUUCUUUUUUUAUCUGCAUUGAUUCUGUUUGUGCAAAAAGUUUCACAUUUUGUAUGAUAGAAAAUGUUUGUAUAAUCUUCACCUUUCUAUGUAUAUACCUGUGUAUAAAUUCUUUCUCAAAAUUGUGAGAACUCUAUAGCUUUUUUGGUAUGAUUUUUAUGAUUUUAUGGUAUUAUUUUAAUAUUAAUAUAUUUUAUUAAUUUGAAAAUUAUUAUGGUAUUAUUGUAUUAUGCUGGUUCAGAUCUUGCCAACUUUCCUAGCAGUUUCGGUUGAAUAGGACUUUAUUCUUGGGGUGUGAGGAGAAAUGGGCAUCUCAUUAAAUGUGAGACUGUUACAUGUAUUUGCUUCUAGAUUUGCUUAUACCGUAUACUGUUCUGGUGAUCUCCUUUUUAUUUUUCAAUCUAAUACCAGAUGGUUUUGAUCAUUUGGGUGGGUGGUUCAGGACCUGUAAUUUCAUGUAAUGACCAAACUUGACCAAAAGAGAAAUGAAAACAUACCCUCUUCAUUUCUUUGUAGAGUUGGGGGACUGUCAUAUAUUUUUUUAGUGUAGCAUUUACUUUUUUUGUGAACUAUGUUUUUACCUCCUCUUUAUCCUAUUUUUUUUGGGGGGGAGGGCAGGGCAGUGACGGUUAAGUGACUUGCCCAGGGUCACACAGCUAGUCAGUGUCAAUUGUCUGAAUCCGGAUUUGAACUCAGGUCCUCCUGAAUCCAGGGAUGGUGCUCUAUCCACUGUGCCAUCUAGCUGCCCCCUAUCCUAUGUUUUAAGGGAUGCCUCUGUGGGACCAAGAAAGGAGAAAGAUAUAUUGGGAAAUGUAGGUGAAGCAAAAACAAAAGAUAACAGUAAAAAUUUACCUAAAAAUUAAAUAUGAAGAUGGUAAUUGAUUGCAUCAGUCAAUUGCAUCACCAUACCACUGUUUUGAGUAACUGAUAGACAUUUGUCAGGUGAAAACAAUCAAAUGCAGGAAGUGUGAGCUAGGUGUGAAUAGUGCUUGGACAUCUUUGUUUAAUUAAGAUAUUUCAACUAGGUAUGACAAAAAGUCUGUUCAAAUUAGUUUAAAGACUUUCUAAUGUCUAUUGGGGCUUGUAUAAAUCAAGAAGGUAGUUGGGAUUUAAAGAUUCAGAUGUUUAAGUGCUUAGUGGUAGAUGCUUUUAGCAUAGCACCUGAGAAGGAAUCGCUUAGGCAAGGAGAGUGCUUCGGCUUCAGCUGUGCCAUCCACCUCUGUCUUGGUUUCAACUCCUUACCUUCCACUUUGGAUAACCUUAUGAACUUCUCAGGACCAGAGGACUUGGAUUUGUUCAUUGGUGGCCAGUAUUGGUUGGCAUUAGAAACAGAGUGGAUGUGAUAAGGAAAGACAAAAUCAAGGCCCUAAAAGGGGAGCCCAGCAGAAAUAUUACCAUUCCCAAGGGAACAUCUUCAAGGAGUUAUAUUAUCCCUGAGACACUUGCUAAUAUUUUAUUUAAAAUUUUUGUUUCAAUAGUAAUAUUGAUCUAUACUUUUCUUUUUCUGUUUUGACUCUCCCUCGUUUAGGUUUUAAGACUGUAUUUGUUCAACAGAGGAAAUUUAAGAAGACACAUUUUUUUUCCUGUUUUUUUUCUCAAUUCUUGUAACUUUGGAAUUAGGUUUUUUUUUUAAAUGUUUGGUAGAAUUUGCUUGUAAAUCAACUUUGUCCUUUUUUUCCUUGUGAGUUCAUGCAUGUCUUGCUUAGUUUCUUUUCCUAAGUUAGAGUUCUUUAAUAUAUUUCAUAUUCAUCUAAUAAUUUGUAUAUUUAAAUAUUCAUCUAUUUUAUUUAGAUUGUCAGUUUUAUUGGCAAAUAGACAAAAUGGUACCUGAAAAAUUAUUUCUUCUUCUUAUUGUGAAGUCAUCUUUUCCAUUUUUGAUAUAGAUAAUUUGGUCUUUUUAAAUCAAGUUAGCUAAUUUUUUAUCUAUUUUGUGGUUUCCUUGUUUUAUUUAUUCAGUGGAUUUUGUUUUGUUUUACUUUUAGUUUUGUUAAUCUCCUUUGAUUUUCAGAAUUUUCAUGUUGGUAUUUAAUUGGGAUGUUUAAUUUGUUGGUUUUAAAAGCUUAAAAAAACUUACAUGUCAAAUUCCUUCAUCUUCUCUUUUUCUCAUUUAUUGAAAGUGUUUGAGGUAAAUGUUCUCUAAGAAUUGCUGUUGCUCAAAAAUUGGGUAUUUUGUCUCUUGUU